GAAUUCGAAUAUUACUCAUCACUUGCAUUUCGCGCCGCUUACGCGCAUUGAAACAGACAGAAUAAGGCAGUCCUUUUUGUUGCAUCUUGCGACACCUAACGUCCCAAUUUUAUUUAUGUGAUAUGUUUUUUCAAGAUAAUUUAAUACUCUACUCUGUUAUGGAGAACGAGCGUGAGAGAAGGAUGCAAAAAGAAAGUGAAGAACCCAAAAAAUUGAAACCUUGUUGUGCCUGCCCAGAAACUAGAAAAGUUCGUGAUGCCUGUAUUGCCGAGAAAGGUGUUGAAGCUUGCUCUAUAGAAGUAGAAGCACAUAAAGAAUGCAUGAAGAAGAUGGGCUUUAAUGUGUGAUAAUUAAGAAGAAAGUAAUUAAAAGAAUUAAUUUAUUGUACAGUCAUCUAAUUUAUUACACACUGUUGGAACAUCCUGUACAUUCAUUUUAAUUAUUAAAAAAUAAUUUUUUGAA
This is a messenger RNA of Argiope bruennichi, 462 nucleotides long. RefSeq names its product cytochrome c oxidase copper chaperone-like (gene Cox17). The record is from RefSeq and is a predicted model, not a curated record. Bases 123 to 347 code for a protein of 74 amino acids. Gene Ontology annotation, molecular function: copper ion binding; copper chaperone activity. The transcript has 2 exons. Lineage: Eukaryota; Metazoa; Arthropoda; Arachnida; Araneae; Araneidae. Gene Ontology annotation, cellular component: mitochondrial intermembrane space. Gene Ontology annotation, biological process: mitochondrial respiratory chain complex IV assembly.